AUGGCCGUUCUGUUGAUUUCCACAUUGUUGUUACUAAUUUCCUCCUCGUCCAACCAUUGGGUUUGCUCCUCCUCGUACGUAGAAGACGCGUGCAGCGUGACAAGGUACCAGGAUCUCUGCAUACGCUCCCUGUCCUCCUUCUCCCGUACCGCCAAGUCCAGCCCAAGCAAGUGGGCUCGGGCUGGGGUGUCGGUCACCCUGAGCGAGUCCAAGAACACGACCCAGUUCCUGGUCCGGAUGCUCCAGGACAAGGAGUUUUCUGGACCAGGAACUAAUAGAAAUCGAAUCGCUCUGUCAGAUUGCGUCGAGUGCUUCAGAGAAGCAGUCGACGAGCUUCAUCGGUCCUUGGCACUUCUCAGGAACCUCCUCGACGGUGCCGCCGAUUUCGAAGCCCAAAUGGCCGACCUGACCACGUGGGUCGGGGCCGCCCUCACCGACCAAGACACGUGUCUGGACGGCUUUCGGGAUCGAGAGCAGGUGUCGGUUAAGAGUAAGAGUAAGAGUAGUAUGAAAAUGGUGAGGAGACGAGUGCGGAGAGUGGGCUACAUUAUGAGUAAUGCUCUGGCUUUGAUUACUAGGCUAGCAUCCGCUGGCUUAGCCUGA
This is a messenger RNA of Linum tenue, 603 nucleotides long. The record is from the annotation of a GenBank genome assembly. Lineage: Eukaryota; Viridiplantae; Streptophyta; Magnoliopsida; Malpighiales; Linaceae.